This is a messenger RNA of Hemicordylus capensis (graceful crag lizard), 7346 nucleotides long. It is a transcript of the gene BTAF1, whose product is annotated as B-TFIID TATA-box binding protein associated factor 1. Lineage: Eukaryota; Metazoa; Chordata; Lepidosauria; Squamata; Cordylidae. Bases 297 to 5831 code for a protein of 1844 amino acids. Gene Ontology annotation, molecular function: ATP binding; TBP-class protein binding; ATP-dependent chromatin remodeler activity. The transcript has 38 exons. The record is from RefSeq and is a predicted model, not a curated record.
UACAAGAUGGCUGCUCAUAUAAAACCAGGCAUCGGGCUUCUCCCUGGUGAUGGAGGAAUAGAAGCUUUAAUCCGCGCGGCUACUAUUUCGUGUCGCCGCCACUCGCACAGACGCCCGAAGGGGGGAGGGGGGCUUGAGCCGCCGCCGGCUGCAGCCGCGUCUAGCCGCUGUCCCGCUUGUGGGCCGCGGCGGGCUUCCCGGAGGCCCAGGCCAGGGCCCUGCCCCCCUCCUUCCUGCCAGAACCGUGGCGGCUCUUUUCCUGCCCAGCCAGGCCCCGGUUGCGUCUCUCUCCAGCCAUGGCCGUCUCCAGGCUUGAUCGUCUCUUUAUCUUACUGGACACUGGCACAACACCAGUGACAAGGAAAGCAGCUGCGCAACAACUUGGAGAAGUUGUGAAACUUCAUCCACAUGAACUAAAUAAUCUCUUGGCUAAAGUAUUGAUACACUUAAGGAGUACAAAUUGGGAUACCCGAAUCGCAGCUGGACAAGCUGUGGAAGCAAUAGUGAAAAAUGUACCAGAAUGGAAUCCAGCUCCACGACCAAAACAAGAGCGUGGCUGUGAAAGUCCAGUGGAAGAAAUACCUGCCUCUGAUCGGUUGCACUUUGACCGAUUUGAUAUCUGCCGACUUUUGAAACAUGGUGCUUCUCUUCUUGGGUCUGCUGGUGCAGAAUUUGAAGUUCAGGAUGACACAUUAGGGGAAAUUGAUUCCAAAGAGAGGAUAGCACGACAGAGAAAGCUGCUCCAAAAGAAACUUGGCCUUGAUAUGGGAGCUGCAAUUGGAAUGAAUACAGAAGACCUGUUCAAUGAUGAGGAUUUGGACUACACGCCUGCUUCAUCAUUUCUUGUACACAAACAACCUACUCUUCAAGCUGCUGAGUUGAUUGAUUCAGAAUUUCGAGCUGGUAUGAGUAGCAGACAAAAGAAUAAAGCUAAAAGAAUGGCCAAGCUGUUUGCGAAACAGAGAUCAAGAGAUACAGUAGAAACCAACGAAAAGAGUAAUGAUAGCACUGAUGGGGAGCCAGAAGAAAAGAGAAGAAAAAUUGCAAAUGUUAUCCUCAAUCAGUCUACACCUGACUCCAAACUCCUAGUGGAUAAUAUACCAGAAGAGACCAAUGAAUGGCCUUUGGAAAGUUUUUGUGAAGAAGUGUGCAAUGACCUCUUUAACCCAUCAUGGGAGAUUCGACAUGGUGCAGGUGUUGGAUUGAGAGAGGUACUUAAAACUCAUGGGAAAAGUGGAGGUAAAGUAGGAGACAGCACUGUUGAAGAGAUGAUUCAGCAACACCAAGACUGGCUUGAAGACUUGGCUAUCAGACUGCUUUGUGUGUUUGCAUUAGACAGAUUUGGUGACUUUGUUUCCGAUGAAGUUGUGGCACCAGUACGAGAGACUUGUGCUCAGACUUUGGGAGUAGUCCUAAAAUAUAUGAAUGAGAGUGGAGUUCAUAAAACUGUGACUAUCCUGCUAAAGUUGCUUACACAGGAACAGUGGGAAGUGAGGCAUGGUGGCCUGCUAGGCAUAAAGUAUGCUUUGGCAAUUCGGCAGGACUUAAUUGUUACUUUGUUGCCUAAAGUAUUGCCUGCAAUAACUGAAGGUCUUCAGGAUCUAGAUGAUGAUGUCAGAGCUGUUGCAGCAGCAUCUUUAGUUCCAGUAGUGGAAAGUCUUGUCCACCUACAGCCACAAGAAGUACCUUUCAUUCUAAGUAUAUUGUGGGAUGCACUCCUAGAACUGGAUGACCUGACAGCUUCCACAAACAGCAUCAUGACCCUUCUUUCAUCGCUUUUGACAUAUUCUCAGUUCCAAAAAUGCAGUAUUCAACAGUCACUUACAGUUCUGGUACCACGUGUGUGGCCAUUCCUACAUCAUACAAUAUCAUCUGUUCGGAAGGCAGCAUUGGAAACCCUGUUUACCCUAUUGUCCACACAAGAUCAGAGUUCUGCAGCCUGGCUUAUUCCAAUUUUGCAAGACAUGUUAAGACACAUCUUUCAGUUCUGUAUUUUAGAAAGUAAUCAAGAGAUUCUGGAACUCAUUCAUAAGGUGUGGUUGGAAUUGUUAAGCAAGGCAUCUCUACAUUAUGUGGUUGCAGCUGCUUGUCCAUGGAUGGGAGCCUGGCUCUGCUUAAUGAUGCAGCCUUCCCACUUGCCUAUUGAUUUAAAUAUGUUGCUAGAAGUGAAAGCCAAAUCAAAGGAAAAAACAGGUGGCAAAGUGCGUCAAGUUCAAACCCAGAUUAAAGAAGUGAUACAAGAGUACAUUGCUGGUGCAGAAAGCAUUGCUGAAGAUCCAGCAACCAGGGAUUAUGUUGUUAUGAGAGCCCGGAUGAUGGCAGCCAAAUUGCUUGGAGCACUUUGCUGCUGUAUUUGUGAUCAGAGUGUGAAUGCCAUUUCUCAAGACAUAAAGCCAGCUGAAUCACUAGCCCAGCUAUUGCUUUUCCAUUUGAAUUCCAAGUCUGCUUUGCAGAGGUUUAGCGUUGCAUUAGUAAUCUGUGAGUGGGCUGCCUUGCAGAAGGAAAAUAAAGCUGUGGCUCUUACUGUUCAGUCACGUUUACUUGCUAUCCUUUCUGAGCAUCUUUAUUAUGAUGAAAUUGCUGUUCCUUUCACACGAAUGCAGAAUGAAUGUAAACAACUCAUCUCCUCAUUUACUGAUGCAAACCUUGAUCUUGGCAGUAGAGUAAACUGCAGUGUGUUUACAAUAGAUCAAGCUAAUGAAUUGGUCACUACCAUCUACAAUGAAGCAACAUCCACUCUCAAUCUAAAUCCUGAAGUUUUACAGCAACUGGAAAGCAAACGGCAACAACUCCAAAUGACUGUUGCUGAAACAAACCAGGAAUGGCAAACAUUGCAGCUGAGAGUGCAUACUUUUACUGCUUGUGCUGUUGUGAACCUGGAACAACUUCCAGAAAAAUUAAACCCUGUGAUAAAACCAUUGAUGGAGGCUGUGAAGAAAGAAGAGAAUACACUAGUGCAAAAUCAUGCAGCUUUGUGCAUAGCUAAGUUACUUUGGCAGUGUACAACGAGGUCUCCAUGUCCCAAUUCAAAGAUUAUAAGAAAUCUGUGCAACUCGGUUUGUGUGGACCCACAUCUUACUCCUUUAGCAUCAUGUCCUGCACAACCCCAGAGCAGCCAUGAAAACUCAAAAGGUUCCAAUUCUGAAAGAGAUGGGAUGCAUCAUACAGUCACCAAGCACAGAGGUAUAAUCACACUAUAUAGGCAUCAAAAAGCGGCCUUUGCCAUCACAAGCAGACGGGGUCCAACACCAAAGACCCCAAAAGCCCAAGUUGGAGAUCUACCUACAAACAGUAGUGGAAUAACCACAGAGCUUGAUGAAGCUCAGAAGCCGUAUGUUGUACAAAGAAGAGGAGCGGAAUUUGCUCUAUCCACUAUAGCUAAACAUUUUGGUGGGGAAAUGGCAGAGAGUUUACCACAUCUCUGGGAUGCUAUGGUUGGUACUCUAAGGAACAAUAUUGACAUAAACAGUUUUGAUCGAAAGUUGCUCUUGGAAAAGGGAGAUGGCCCAGCUCAGGAACUGGUGAACUCUUUACAGGUUUUUGAAACAACAGCAACUUCUAUGGAUGUUCAGCUUCAUCCUUUGUUGAUUCAGCAUUUGCCUUAUCUAUGUAUGUGCCUUCAACACCCCAGUACUGCAGUGAGACACAUGGCUGCUCGGUGUGUAGGUGUAAUGAGCAAAAUAGCUACCAUAGAAACCAUACACAUUUUCUUGGAAAAGGUUCUUCCUUGGCUGGGAGCAAUAGACGACAGUACCAAACAAGAGGGUGCAAUUGAAGCUCUUGCUUCUGUAAUGGAACAACUAGAUGUUGGAAUUAUUCCCUACAUAGUCCUCCUUGUGGUCCCAGUUCUGGGCAGAAUGAGUGAUCAAACAGAUAGUGUGCGUUUCAUGGCCACUCAGUGUUUCGCAACACUAAUUAGAUUAAUGCCGCUUGAGGCUGGCAUUCCAGACCCGCCAAAUAUGUCUGAAGACUUAAUCAAAAUUAAAGCCAAGGAGCGCCACUUUCUGGAACAAUUAUUGGAUGGGAAAAAACUAGAAAACUAUAAAAUCCCAGUGCCAAUUAAAGCAGAACUCAGAAAAUACCAACAGGAAGGUGUGAAUUGGUUGGCAUUUCUCAACAAAUACAAACUUCAUGGUAUCCUCUGUGAUGAUAUGGGUUUAGGAAAAACCUUGCAGUCCAUUUGUAUUCUAGCAGGAGAUCACUGUCUCAGGGCCCAGGAAUAUGCAAGAACUAAGAUGGGUGAUAGUGUUCCACUCCCAUCUUUAGUGGUGUGCCCUCCCACACUUACAGGCCAUUGGGUGGAUGAAGUGAGCAAAUUUUGUUCCAGAGAGUACCUUAAUCCUUUGCACUACACUGGUCCUCCCACAGAAAGGGCAAGGUUGCAACAUCAUGUAAAAAGACACAAUCUAAUUGUAGCUUCCUAUGAUGUUGUGAGAAAUGACAUUGAUUUCUUCAGAAAUAUUAAAUUUAACUACUGUAUUCUUGAUGAAGGACAUGUCAUUAAAAAUGGAAAAACAAAACUGUCAAAAGCAAUAAAACAAUUGGCAGCCAAUUAUAGAAUAAUACUCUCUGGGACACCAAUUCAGAACAAUGUCUUAGAAUUGUGGUCACUAUUUGACUUCCUUAUGCCUGGAUUUUUGGGUACUGAGCGUCAGUUUGCAGCUCGCUAUGGCAAGCCUAUAUUAGCAAGUAGAGAUGCUCGGAGCUCCAGUCGAGAACAAGAAGCAGGUGUCCUUGCGAUGGAAGCAUUGCACAGGCAAGUCCUGCCAUUUUUGUUGAGAAGGAUGAAAGAAGAUGUGCUACAGGAUCUUCCACCGAAAAUUAUUCAAGACUAUUACUGUACCCUCAGUGCUCUACAGGUUCAACUUUAUGAAGACUUUGCCAAGUCUCGUGCCAAAUGUGAUGUGGAAGAAACUGUUUCAGCAGCUUCAAUAACAGAGGAGACUGAAAAACCAAAGCUUAAAGCCACAGGACAUGUGUUCCAGGCAUUACAGUAUUUAAGAAAACUAUGUAACCAUCCAGCAUUAGUUUUAACUGCUGCUCACCCAGAACACAAAAGAAUCACAGAGAAGCUAGCAGCUGAGAAUUCUUCCCUUCGAGACAUCCAGCAUGCACCUAAACUCUCUGCUUUAAAGCAGUUGCUACUAGAUUGUGGCUUGGGAAAUGGCGGUUCUUCAGAAAAUGGCACAGAAACCAUAGUUGCUCAGCACAGGAUACUUAUCUUUUGUCAACUCAAGAGCAUGCUGGAUAUAGUAGAACAUGACCUUCUCAAGCCUCACUUGCCCUCCGUCACCUAUCUGCGAUUAGAUGGCAGCAUACCUGCUGGGCAAAGGCAUUCCAUUGUUUCACGAUUUAAUAAUGAUCCAUCUAUAGAUGUCCUCUUGCUUACCACCCAUGUUGGUGGGCUGGGGCUAAACCUAACUGGAGCCGACACAGUAGUAUUUGUGGAACAUGACUGGAAUCCAAUGAAAGACUUGCAAGCGAUGGAUCGAGCACAUCGUAUUGGACAGAAACGAGUUGUUAAUGUUUAUCGCUUGAUAACACGGGGAACCUUGGAAGAGAAAAUAAUGGGUCUGCAGAAGUUCAAAAUGAAUAUUGCAAAUACAGUCAUUAGUCAAGAGAAUACUAGUCUUCAGAGCAUGGGAACAGACCAGCUUCUUGACCUCUUCACUCUUGACAAGGAUGGAAAAGCCGAAAAAUCAGAUGCUGCCACUUCAGCUGCUGGAAAAGCAACUAUGAAGUCAGUUCUUGAAAAUCUUGGUGAACUUUGGGAUCAAGAACAGUACGACUCUGAAUAUAGUCUAGAAAAGUUUAUGCAUUCACUCAAAUAACCAUUUGUUGUUAAUACAAUGGCUGCUAGUUCACAUUUGUCAGCUGAUAUUCAGCAAAUUUCAAAACCUUUAUAGCAGACUUCUAGGAAAACAUGUAAAUAUACUUCUUGUGGGAAAUAUAUGAGAAGUCUGGCAUUUUGAAUAGAGCCACCUACUUUCCUUUGGGGUAGUCAAGUCUUAAAUACUUGCAUUGUACAAAACACUUACUAUAAGGUAGUUUUGAAUUUCUAAAAUAGCUACAGAUUCUUAUUUGAUAGAAAAAUUUAAAACCUAACUGGCUUUGCACAUGUUGAUAAGUGUUACUUCUGUUUUGAAACAAGUCUGUCAUUCCCCUUUUCAUAAAAAUACAUUAACUUGUACAGAUUAUUUUGACUAUUUCAUCUAAGUGGUUGUACAUCUUUCUUCUUAAACCUAGCUUGCUUUGAUAGUACAGUUGAGUAAUGAUAUUCAGUUAAACAAGUUAGAAUGAUGUUUGGUUUAGGUAAUUUCAGGGUGUACAGUGACAUAUAGUGGCAAAGCCUAUCAUCCUGGAAUAAUAUUGGGGAAGGAAAUGAAACUUCAAGUAUUAAAGUUCCCACUUUUUAUAUAUUUAAGUAUGUGGUGCUCUUUAGUCUUCUGACAUCAUUUUGAGAGCAGUCGACUUUUUAAUAGGAAUUACAGAUAAUGGCUUACUUUAGGCCAUUUCUGCAUCCUGUUCAGAGGGUGCAUUUUUAAGGGGGUGUGUGUGUGUGUGUGUGUGUGUGUGUGUGUGUGUGUGUGUGUGUGUACACAACUAGAACAUAGCCCAGUUCACAAAUCAAACGUAUGCAGUAGGUUUCAAUCCCUUUUUGUUUGUUAGAAAAAGAGCAAAUAUAUAAAUAGAACUUUUCCAGACCUAGAUCUUAUACAAUGGAGAAUCCAUGCUGGAAAGAACACCUUUAAUGCACUAGUGCACAAACCUCUUAAAUGGGGGAGGAAAAAUCAUUUAUUUACAAAUCUAGAUAUAAAUACAUCUGCUUAGAAAUGCCUACACUGCAUCAGAAGGAAUGGAGCAUUUGAGCUGGAAUCAUGUAAUAGAAAUUUUAGAAAGCUAUAAUAUGAGAGAAAAACAAUGGCUAUACAUUUAAAAGUGGCUUAUAAAAGGGAGUCAGUAGUGACAUAUGUCUGUGUAUAGAUGUGCAUGUGCGUCCCAAAUGUGUGCACAAUUUUCUAACUAUAUUAAAGGCAACCUACAGUACAUAAUAAGCUGUCUGAAUACAUACAUAGAAUAUAUGUAUAGACGUCAUAUCUAAGGUUUGGAGCUUGCUGUGCACUUCAGCGUCAGAACCUGAAUAGCCAUGAGACCUCAACAAUGUAAAGUAAUUGUUUUGAUUUUUUUUUUAAGGGGGGGGGAAUGGCUUAUGGAGCAAGAUUGCUUUGCAGCACUCAAACAGGAACGAACAUGUGUCAGAUUUUGGUAGAUAUAAAAAACUGCCAUAUUGUACCAUUAAACUAGCAUUCCGUGAAAAUAAAAAAGCCAAUUUGGCAUUAAACAGC